Molecule: messenger RNA, 783 nt
Organism: Camelina sativa (false flax)
Lineage: Eukaryota; Viridiplantae; Streptophyta; Magnoliopsida; Brassicales; Brassicaceae
Product: MD-2-related lipid-recognition protein 3-like
Source: RefSeq, a predicted model, not a curated record
ACGUGUUUUGUCAAACCAAACAUAAAAUAUAUUUUAUUUUGUCCUCUUUGACGAUCAACGAUCGAGCUGAUCCACCAUGGUGAUAUUUUACAUCCAGCCUCUGCUUCUUCUCAUUGCAGUACUCUUCUUCUUACCUGCUUUGCAUGCCAGCACGGUCGAUUUCAAAUACUGCAACGGUAUUGGAUACCCUUCUAUGAACAUCACUCGUGUGACGAUAACUCCCGGCAGUUUCGCAGACGCUAGGAUAUUUGGUUUUACAGAGAAAACCUUGGAUGCAGGAUUAAUAACCGCUGCCGUUAAAGAUGGCGAUGCACAUUUCCCUAUAGGCUACUACGACCUCUGUGCAUGUAGUGAUUGUCCUAUUCUAGCAAAUACCAACUUCUCUUUAUUUCUUUUUCAAAUUAUAGUUUACAGAGACGAAUAUGAACGGGAUGAAAAGAUUUAUGUAGCAUGGACAAAAUCUAUGACGGACGCAACAGAAUUAAUGUGCGUCUACUUCGAACUCCCCCGACCCUACUUCAGCUGUCUCUGCUUAAUCAAAUUGACGUGUGAAAAUAUGUUUCCAAGUCUUUAUCUAUACUUGUACUCUCUCUUGCUACCUUUAGUGAUAUGUUGUCAAGCAAAUAAAACAAAACACUAUAAAGUUUUCUCGCAACUGGUAAAUAAGUCUAUGACGGAAUAAACAGAAUUAAUGUGCGUCUACUGCGAUCUCCCUGCCUCUACUUCAGCUGUCUCUGCUUAAUCAAAUUGGCGUGUGAAAAAUAUGUUUCCAAGUCUAUUAUC